CUGCCCCGGAAGCGGACGCGGACGCUGGGGCGCGCACGAGGCCGCAGGACGGGGUAAUCGGUGCUGCGGGAGCUGACGCUGCUCUGCCCUGGCCGGGGCCGCGCGGGACGAGCCAUGGAGUACAUGCCGCCGUCCGCGGCGCCCACCCAGGGGCACAUCCUGUGCUGCGAGUGCGGCGUGCCCGUGCCACCCAACCCUGCCAGCAUGUGCGUGGCCUGCCUGCGCGCCCGUGUGGACAUCACCGACGGCAUCCCCAAGCAGGCCAGCAUUCACUUCUGCAAGCAGUGCAGCAGGUAUCUUCAGCCUCCAGGAACUUGGAUCCAAUGUGCCUUAGAAUCAAGAGAACUUCUUACUUUGUGUCUUAAAAAAAUCAAAGCCUCCCUUAGCAAGGUCCGGCUGAUUGAUGCAGGCUUUGUUUGGACUGAACCCCACUCUAAGAGACUUAAAGUAAAGCUAACUGUGCAAAAAGAGGUUAUGAAUGGAGCAAUUCUUCAGCAGGUGUUUGUGGUGGAAUAUGUUGUUCAUUCUCAAAUGUGUGAUGACUGCCAUAGAGUUGAAGCUAAGGACUUCUGGAAAGCAGUAGUUCAAGUCAGACAGAAGACUUCUCACAAAAAGACUUUCUUCUAUUUGGAGCAGUUGAUUUUAAAGCACAGACUUCAUCAAAACACUCUUCGCAUUAAAGAGAUUCAUGAUGGCCUGGAUUUUUAUUAUGCUUCAAAACAGCAUGCCCAGAAGAUGGUAGACUUUCUUCACUGUACAGUUCCUGCCAGAUCAAAAUCAUCCCAGCGUUUGAUUUCUCAUGAUAUCCAUAGCAAUGUCUACAAUUACAAAAGUACUUUCUCCGUGGAGAUUGUUCCAAUAUGCAAGGACAAUGUAGUAUGUUUGUCACCCAAAUUAGCACAAAGCCUGGGGAACAUGAGCCAGAUUUGUGUGUGCAUCAGAGUGACAAGUACCAUUCACCUCAUUGAUCCCAACACUCUGCAGAUUGCUGACAUUGAUGGAAAUACUUACUGGCGUCAUCCUUUCAAUAGCUUGUUCCACCCAAAGCAGCUGGAGGAGUUUAUUGUUAUGGAUAUCAGCAGAGUCCAAGAAAGGAAACUAGGUGCAGGUGCAGGGAUGAGAUCGAACAAACAUACUCUGGCUGAAGCCUGGGUAAAGAAGACAUCAGAGAUGAAUACAGAUCAUCAGUAUUUCUGCCGCACCCAUUUGGGACACCUUCUAAAUCCUGGGGACCUAGUUUUGGGAUUCGACUUGGCCAAUUGUAACCUAAAUGAUGAAUUUGCAAAUAAAAUGAAUCCACAUGAUGUCCCAGAUGUGGUAUUAAUAAAGAAGAGUUAUGACCGUAGUAAACGCCAGCAUCGCAGGAACUGGAAACUGAAAGAGCUGGAAAGGGAUAGAGAAGGCAUGGAUACAGAUGAUGAAAGACAGUACCAGGACUUCCUUGAAGAUCUUGAAGAAGAUGAAGCAAUUCGAAGGAAUGUCAAUAUUUAUAAAAGUACACACAUUCCGGUGGAGAGUGACACAGAUGAUGAUGGUGCUCCACGGAUCAGUCUGGCUGAGAUGCUAGAGGAUCUCCAUAUCUUCCAGGAUGCAACUGGUGGGGAAGGUGCUGAUAUGAUGACAUAAUAAGAACGUGUAUUCAUAAAAGCAGUAAAGUUCCCUCCCUUGAGGGAAGAAAUAUCCAGUAUUUAAAUAAAUGCUAUGAACUGCAAAGCUAACUAUAAGCAUGUAUAUGAUCUCAUGAAUGGGCAGUUAUACACAUAUAUCUUGCUGUAUCCUAAAUCAGCUUAUUUUAUGGAUAUGAUAGUCAGAAUCGUCCUGGGGAUCAGCAUUCCUUAGUGGUAAACUGCUGAUGUAGGCAUCACAACGUUAAACGAGGAUAUGCUUUGAAAGUGUCGCUCACCACUCAUGUAACUUCUGUAGUGUGGAAACGAAGUGACAAACUGAAGAAAGGAUUGUCUUGUGGUUAAGGAAAAGAACUAGGAAUGGAAAGAUCAAGGUUCUGUUGCUGGUUGUUAGACUUCCUGUCUCGCUUAAUCUUUUUCUGCCACCACUCUUAAGUUUCCUUACCUGUAAAAUAGGAAUAUUAUCCUACUUCACAGGAGAGUUGUUGUCAGGGUAUUUUUUUUUAAUCCUUUCUAGACCUUCAAGUAGAAUAUACUAAAUACAUCUGUAUUACAUAUUUUUAAACUUAUGUGGGUGGCUUCCCUUCCUUUAGCAAGGCUAGGGAUAAAUGGCAAUUGCAUAAAAAUCUCCUAAAUGAAUAUAUUAACUCACCCGCCUGAGUUAUUAAAUAAAUGCUUGAACUGCUAAGCUAACUAAAGCAUGUAUUAACUCAGCUGCCAUUAACUCUGUCCUCUCUAUAUCAAAGAUUGGGCAUCCCUGCUCAGUAUAAUACAUACUGCCCAAUUCGGAAUGUCAGUGUAAGUGAGUGAGAGCAAUAUGAAUAAACUACCUAGAUCCUUAUACUUAAAACUGGUAGAUAUAUGAAAGCCUUUAACAUCCAGUAAAUGUAUGACUUCAUUGGAUGGGAAAUGAGGAUAAGAAUGUAUAAAAUGCAAAACCUGUAAUGCCACUUUCCCUUUAACUUUUCUGAAAAGGAUGAUUCAGAGUAACUGGGAAGGGCCAUAAGGAGACAUCCACUCAGAACAUUUGAAAGAAAAGGUCAAAAGUUAGAAAAAGCUGCAUUGGGCUUCAAGAUAAGGUGAAGAUAUACCCAGUGGCACUGGUAUUAAAUAUCGUUGGUGCCUAGGGGCUUGAACCAAUUCCAGUUGAAGUCAAUGGCAGUCUCCAAAAGUGGGAUUAGGCUUGAUUCUUUUCUGAAUUAUUCUUCAUAAUGUUGUAAUUUGUUUAAGUUCAUCUUAGUAUUGUCCAUUUGUACUCAAAAAAAGAUGAUUUGUCAGGCAUUUUUAUGUAGCUAAGCUUGGGGGGUUGCAUCUUGGCACUGAACAAGAGUGGCACACAAAGGGAUCACUCUAUUAUUUUGCAUCUGUGUUACACUGACCUGAUGAUCUACAUCCUCUUUCAGGAGGUUUGUCAAUAUUUUACACCAUAUGGAAUAGCAUUUAAAAAACCAAAAUCCAUAAGGCUGCUUUGAUCCCCAGUCGCACUUCAUGCCAUAAGGUCCAAAAUAGAAAAUUCAUUAAAACAAUGUUUUUACAGUUUUUUUUCAUGAGAGUGCAGCUAUGUAGCCAAAGUGAAUUAUCACUGUCAUAAAUAUGGAUUUUAUUAUACAGACUUUACUAUUGUGGGGAAAAUGAUGUAGGAACUUGGCCAUAAAAAUAUGCUGGAGAUGCAACUUUGUAUGGACAUUUGUUUCUGGAAUUCUAACUUAAAAUUUGAAUUAAUUUGUUCUCUACCUGACUGAGGUAUAUUUUGGGCUGUACUGUGCUCACAUGUUUAAAGGAGUUAACAUGCCCAAUCCUUCCUUAAAUAGAUGACAAAUGCAAGAGGUGAGUUGUGUAAUGACAGCUACAGUGUUUGUAAUAAACCUAGUUCUCCUAUGA
Alligator sinensis (Chinese alligator) is the source of this 3506-nucleotide messenger RNA. RefSeq names its product NMD3 ribosome export adaptor (gene NMD3). Lineage: Eukaryota; Metazoa; Chordata; Crocodylia; Alligatoridae. The transcript has 15 exons. Gene Ontology annotation, biological process: ribosomal large subunit export from nucleus. Gene Ontology annotation, cellular component: cytoplasm; nucleus. Bases 115 to 1626 code for a protein of 503 amino acids. Gene Ontology annotation, molecular function: ribosomal large subunit binding. The record is from RefSeq and is a predicted model, not a curated record.